AAUGAAAAAGAGGGGAAUGUAUCCGAAAUAGCACGAAAGUGAAGAGUAUGUAUCCAGGACAGUAGAAAAGAGAAGAGAAUGUAUCCGAAGCAACACAAAGGAAUAGAAAAUGUAUCCAGAACAAUAGAAAGGAGAGGAGAAUGUAUCCUAAAAUGCACGAACAAGAGGAGAAUGUAUCCGAAAUAGCACGAAAGGGAAGAGUAUGUAUCCAAAACGGCGCGAAAGAGAAGAGAAUGUAUCCGAAGCAACACAAAGGAAUAGAAAAUGUAUCCAGAACAAUAGAAAAGAGAGGAGAAUGUAUCCUAAAAUGCACGAACAAGAGGAGAAUGUAUCCGAAAUAGCACGAAAGGGAAGAGUAUGUAUCCAGGACAGUAGAAAAGAGAGGAGAACGUAUCCAAAACGACUGAAAAGAGAGAAGAAUGUAUCCAAAACGACAGGAAAAAAGAAUAGGUAUAAAGGUUAGAAAAGAGAAAAUAUAUAAUAAAAGAACAGAAACGACUAAAAAGUGAUGUUAAUGUAUCAAAACGACAAAAAACGAGAAGAUAGCGUAUACAGAAAGACAGACACGAGAACAAAAUGUAAAGAAAAAUACAAGAGAGAAAAGAAAAUGUAUAAAAAAGAACGAAAAGGAGAGAAUUAGGUAUAUGAAACUAAGGACAGAAAAACGAAGACAAUGUAUCCAAAACGACAGAAGAAAAAGAAAGAAACGGUAUAAAAAGGACAAAGGAAAAGAAAAUAUUUGAAGCAGUGACUGAAAAGAGAAGAAAAUGUAUAAAUUAGGAUAGAGAACAGAAGACAAUGUAUCCAAAGCGACAGAAGAAAAAGAAAGAAACGGUAUAAAAAGGACAAAGGAAAAGAAAAUAUUUGAAGCAGGGACUGAAAAAAGAAGAAAAUGUUUAAAUUAGGAUAGAGAACAGAAGACAAUGUAUCCAAAGCAACAGAAGAAAAGAAAGAAACGGUAUAAAAAGGACAAAGGAAAAGAAAAUAUUUGAAGCAGUGACUGAAAAGAGAAGAAAAUGUAUAAAUUAGGAUAGAGAACAGAAGACAAUGUAUCCAAAACGACAGAAACCAGAAGACAAGGUAGCCUAGUAUCCGCCACGACCAGGCCACGACCGAAGCCGAGUCCCGACCGUCGGCAUCACCGUCUCGUUUCCCGCCGAUUCGCAGGAGAGCGCCGAGACCUCCAGGGCGAAGAGUUAUAAAUGCCUGACGGUAUAUUAAUAGCUCUUUCGGCUCUAGCUUUCCAAAGACGCCUCCGAAAACCAUAACAAGACUUCCUAACCAACCCCCAAACCUCACAUAACCUUACCAACCACCCCAAACCGCACGAUAGUCAGUUUAACCAAGAAAAUUCGCUUUAGGGGAUGAUACGAGGGUGAAAUGGGAGUUUUGAGGUGGUUUUGGGUGACUGGGGUGAGGUUAAGUCAUAGCCAAGGUGAGGGAAACGGACGGUGCUCAGCUGACAGGCAGUGACGUCAUUCUUGCGUUCACUGAUAACACAAACCCCGGGAUGCGCGCCACUCCGUCCUCCUCGGCCUCGUAAUCUUCCAGCGGCGGGCGGCGAGACACACCCUUCCCUGGACGCACCCAAAACCCCACGCCCACACGCCCCAUCUCCCAUCUGACCCACACGCAGGUCGAGGGCAAGAAGGCGUGAAGGAUGGGCGGGCGAGUUGCAUGGCCACAGCCCAGAGCACCAGACGACUAGUAACCCAGACAGACUACCACCACUACCAGAGCAACGACAACAAGAGCGGGACAGCAGCACGGGGACCCACCCAGCGCUGAGGCGGCGUCGCGUGGACCGGAGCCGAGCGGGAGAGCGCCAGCCACACGUAGUCGGCAGUCAGUUGCGGCCCACUGGAGCGGCCCUAGACCCCCUCAACGGCCCUCAGUAGCGGCCCUCUGACAUCACCCGCCGCGCCGCCCUCCACCCCGCGCCCUCCCGCAUGAGACAAGGGCCAUGGAUGCGCAGCGGAGGCAGUUGUGUCCUCGCCUGGUGGACUACCUCGUGGUGGUGGGGGCCAGGACACCGGGGCGCGCCGCACCCGUCCAGCCUCCGGAGCUCCUGCGACGCUACCCGCCAGACGACCACAAGGACUUCCCUCUCCCCCUGGACGUGAUAUACUUCUGCCAGCCCGAAGGAUGCGUGUCUGUAGGGCCGCGCAAGACGUCCCUCCGAGAAGCCACGUCCUUCGUCUUCACCCUCACCGACAAGGACUCAGGCAAGACUCGGUUCGGGAUAUGCGUCAACUUCUACCGCGCCGUGGAGCGAGGGACGACGGGCGGGCUGGCGGCGGUUCGGGGUCGAGAUCGAGGCUCCUCCUUCAAGCGGGAGUCGUGGCGGACGAGCCUCGACAAAAGCUCCGACUCGGCCUUCUCCAGCCACUUGGUGUCCGGCAGCGAUCAGCGGUCCACCUUGGCGCCGAGUGACAGCGAGAGGGACUGCCCGCCGUCUCGCCGUGACUCUGAAUCCACCUCGCCGGCGUCCCACCUCGGCGUCAACCCCCCCGGCAACGACUCGGAUACCGGCGGCUCUCAUUCCCCUUCCCCGCGCGCCGCCAGGAAAAGACAGCGCGUCCGUAACCACUCCCUCACCUCUCUCUGCAUCCUCUCCCACCACCCCUUCUUCACCUCCUUCCGAGAAUGUCUUUUCCUCCUGCGGCGGAUGAUCGACGCGUGCAACGAGAACGCGUCGCCGAGGAGAGUUGGUGCGUCGAGGCAGAACAACAGGGACACGGUCUGGAGCGUGAUGACGGGUCGGCCCCAUGACGGAGUGCCCAGUAUUGUGAUGCACGACGUGAGGGAGAUUGAGACGUGGAUCCUUAGGCUGCUCUCCGCCCCCGUCUGCGUCCCCGGGAAGACCAGAGUAGAGCUGGAGUUACUGCCGAAGGAGCUCCACGCGCCCCUGACCUUUGCCCUCCCUGACCACACCCGCUUCUCCUUCAUCGACUACCCGCUGCACCUGCCCUUGGAGCUGCUCGGCGUGGAGUCCUGCGUCAAGGUCCUCGAACUCAUCAUCUUGGAGCAGAAGCUUGUGCUACAGUCUCGGGAUAACAACGCACUCUCCAUGUCCGUGCUUGCCUUCGUCACCAUGAUCUACCCCCUGGAGUACAUGUUCCCCAUCAUCCCGCUGCUGCCGACCUGUAUGAGUUGCUCCGAGCAGCUCCUCCUCGCCCCAACGCCCUACAUCAUCGGCAUCCCCGCAUCCUUCCUCCGCUACAAAAAACAGUUUGACAGACUCCCGGAUGACGUGUGGCUGGUGGACCUGGACGCCAACAAGAUCACCGCGCCGCCUGCCUGUGACGAGAUCCCGCCCCUGCCCGAGCCGGAGUGCACCAUCCUCAAGAACCAUCUCAAGCAGAUCCAUGGCCUGUACGAAAGUAACUGGUACACAAAAUUUCAUCAACUAACUAUCGAAGCUGGGGCUAUAAAAUCUAUGGAUGAGGCGCUGGCCAGCAUGUCGCCCCAGCCGCCGCCGCCACGCACGGCAGAAGACAUGGAGCGAGAGAAGGCCAUGCAACAGCACGCUCCCGGCUCACACUACAACCUCUUCAUAUAUGGUAAUGAUGUUGACUCAGUGGACAUAGCGACCAGAGUGGCCAUGGUGCGCUUCUUCAACUCCCAGAACGUGUUGGCCAACUUCACAGAGCACACCCGGACCCUGCGGCUGUACCCCCGGCCAGUGGUGGCCUUCCAGAUCAACUCCUUCCUUCGGUCACGGCCCCGAGCCACGCCCUUCCUCAGUCUGUUUGCUCGCACGCAGGCUGUGGAGUUCCUGGCCGAGUGGUCCAUCACGCCCUCCAACAUGGCCUUCCUGAGGGUGAACACAGGUGUCUUUGAUCCCACCCUCAUUGGCGACAAGAGCAAGUGGUACGCCCACACCCUGGAGCCCAUCGGAUUCAGGGUGUGGCAGGACGGCAGCUCCCUGGGCAGCACCCUGAGGGCCAGCACCCAGGUGGACAACCCCCCCACAGACGAGAGUGGCAGUGACUCUGAGGGCGGGGAGAGCACCAGCAGUUCCUACUCUUCCCUCAGCGACUUUGUGUCUGAGAUGCACUCGUCGGACCUCUCUCCAGGGUGUGGAGCAGCAACAGAGAAGGAGAAGGCGACCCUCUCCUCCGGCCUGGACCCCCGCUCAGUGUUCCACCCUCCCUCCACCCUCCAGCUGCCCGGCGCCGCCUCCUCAGACUCAGCGCUGAGUCAUGCCGGGUCCAUGUCCACCUCCUCGUCCCACUCAUCCCUCUCAUCCGCCGACCACCACGAUGAUGACGAUGAUGAGGAGACGGGCGAGGGAGUCAUGAGGGAGGAGGAUGCGGAUAAACUGGUCAUCCCCGCGCCGUCCCUUCACCCGCUGAUGCUGCGCUCCGACAUGCUGGAGAAGAGCGAUGAGGUAUUCACGCCGGAGAGCGACUCAGCGACCACCACCCCCAAGACCGUGGUGAGCAACAACCAGUCACCGCUGCCCCACAUCAGCCCCACGCCCUCCGUCAGCAGCGACGUGUCCGUGGCUACGCUGUCCUCCGAGCGGGACAGGCCCACCACCCCCCGCCCCCGCACCUUCUCUAAGGGAGCCAGUCCAACUCCCCAGAGGCAAACAUCCAUUGGCUCCGUGCUUGCUCGUGCCUCCAGCCUGGGGUCGGGGAGCUCCGGAAGCGGCCCCACCCGGCAGUGCUCCCAAAACUCCCUCCUCGACCAGUUCACAUCCUCGGCCAAGGAACUCAUCAAGGAGCGGCAAGGAUCCCAAGAGGGCUCCUUCCUCUCGCAGGUGGACAAGUUAACGGAACAGUUUCGUAGCCAAGUAACGGAACGGCUUGAGGUAGUGAAGCAGAGUAGUGGUGAGGAGGGGUCACUGCUCAACCAGAUGGACAAGUCCCACCAAGAGGCAAGUGGCCAGCAUCAGAGGGAAAGGCAGGAGGAGGCAACGUCUUUCUCCAGCUUGGCGGAUCAGCUUACAGUGCAGGCGAAGAGAGCUGCUGAGGAAGCUUCCAAGUCUGUUAGUGUGGCCAGCAAGCAAGCCAAGGAGGCCAGCAAGCAGGCACAGCAGGCCAGCAAGUCGACCUUCGAAGACCUGUCCUUCAUGGGGAAACACACUCUUGGGGACUUCACCAAGACGGCGCGUGAGGCAGCCAAGAAGGGCGGGAUUUUCUCCAAGGUCAGCCUUAAGGCGCUGGAACUCCGCGACGCAUCCUUCGAGGGCAAACUGGGAGGCGGCAGCCCGGCCAUCAGUGCCUCAGCUGAUGUGGGAGGAGGAGGAGGAGGCGGGGGAGGAGGCGGAGGAGGUGGAGGAGGAGGCAGCAGCAUUGUCGGAACCAACGGGGGGAGCUUCCGCAGCAGCACUCCGAGUAUCGGCUACGGGGACGAGAGCAGCGCGGGCAUGGGGAGUGUUGGCCACCGCAGACCAAGCAGUGCCAGUAGUUCGGGCGCUCGCUCCCCAACCAUGACCUCCUCCUCCUCCCGGGACUUCCUCUCAAACGUCAGUUCCGAGCUGAAUGACUUCGCCCAACAAACCACAAGUCUGUUCAGUGAUAUCUUUGUGGAGAAUGGCCAUGCGUUGGGUGUCCCGCCCUCCCCCUCGCCCAGCCUCGGGAGAUUCGGCCGUUCUCCGUUUCGUGCUCGUGGUCCCGGGAGCCGCAGUGUGAGCCCCUCCAGCCUUGGGGUGAGCAACGUGAGGAGCAGGGACAGGGCGCAGCCUUUCGGACCCUUCCCCAAAGGUCGUAAGGGUCUGGUGGAGAAGUCAUCGCUGAUCCGCCACUCCGUCUCGGCGCAGCGCAGGGCGGAGCUCAACAAGAUUGCCACCAUGGAGCAGCGGACCACCUCGGCCUCGGAGAACCAAGCCUUCCUCAAAGACGUGCUGACUCAGGUGAUUGAGGGCGAGGGCAUCGGGUGGCUCAAGCUCAACCGGGUGAGGAAGUUGAUGGAGGACGAGAGCUACCGCAUGCUGGUGGUGUCCGGACUCAACCGCACCCUGGAGAGGAAGAUCGGACCGGAUGACCAUAUCAGCGACGUUUGCGUCAAGAAGCCAGUAUGGAAGGGGAUGCUGAAGCUGAUCAACGCGGUGGUGGCCGGCCUGGAGGUGACGUACAACAACUUCGGGGGCGGCGGCACCUCCUCGGCCCUGCAGGCGCUGGAGAUCUCCCACACCCACUACUGGAGCCGCGACCUCAACGACCCCCACGUCUUGGAGAUGUCGGGGGGCGGGUCCUCGGCCCUGUCCCAGUCUUCCAGUCCCUUGGGCAGCCUCGAGAACCUUCGGUCGCCAGGCAGUCCUCGAGGCUCCCCCUUGCCCCCACACUCCCCUCAGCCACCCUAUGAGAGUUCUGACUGCUCCCGGAAGUCCUCUCAGUCAGACAGCCCCUUCCUCUCGUCUGGGCCGCGGGUGGUGCAUGACCCCCUGAGGUCCCCAGAUGCUGAGGGUCCUGAGUCGGCCACCUCAGACGUCCUGCGAGACCUCUUGGUGCAGAAGAGACAUGUCCUCCUCUCCAAGCUGCAGUCCCAGGAGUCUGAGGCCGGGGACACCUUGCAAGGGUCUGAGGGGCCUCCUUCGUGUGGCGCCAGUGACACCGGCUCCAUCAUAACCAAUCCGGCCUUCCAGCGGCAGAGACUCUCCCACCAGUCCUUCCGCUCCACCGUGUCCGACUCGGAGAUAGAGCAAGGCAACUUCCCGCGUGGCUCCAAGAGAACGUCCAGCAUGUGGUCGAGCAAGUCCUCCCUCUCGACGGGCUUCAGGUACCACGCCGGCAACAUGAUCCCCACCUCCACCACGCCCUCGCCAGACUCCGGCAGAACGUAUCUUUUUGAAGGUCUGAUCGGCAAGGACCGCUCUCCGCUGUGGGAUCAGAUGCAGUUUUGGGAGGACUGCUUCCUGGACGCCGUGGCCCAGGAGCGGGACAUGGUGGGGAUGGACCAGGGGCCAAGCGAGAUGAUGGAGAGGUACAACAGUCUGAGUGAGUCCGAGCGUAAGCGUCUGGAGCACGAGGAGGACCGACUGCUGUCCACGAUGCUCUACAACAUGGUGGCCUUCAUGGUGAUGGUCAACGCCAGGAAGGAGGAAAUCAAGCGCAAGAUUCGGCGCCUCCUCGGCAAGUCCCACAUCGGCCUCGUGUACAGCCAGGAGGUGAAUGAGCUGCUGGACCAGAUCAACAACUUGCACGGGAACGAUAUUGACCUCCGGCCUCUCGGGUCACGCCAAAUGCACCGGCAGAGCUUCACGGUCCACUCAGGCACGGACGCAUCAGGUGACCUUCUGUUCCUGGAGGUGAGGGACGACGGGCUCAUCCUGCGGUCCGUGAGUGGCAUCAUCGUGGAGCGCUGGUGGUUUGAGCGGCUCGUCAACAUGACCUACUCCCCCAAGAAUAAAGUUCUCUGCUUGUGGCGCCGUAACGGAGGCCAGACUCAGCUGCACAAGUACUACACCAAAAAAUGCAAGGACCUGUACUACUGCAUCAAGGAGUCCAUGGAGAGGGCGGCGGCCCGGGGCGUGGGUGCCCUGCCCGGCGUGGAGCUGGGUGGGGAGUUCCCGGUGCAGGACAUGAAGACCAGCGAGGGCGGGCUGCUGCAGGUGUGCAUGGAGGGCGUGGGUCUGCUGUUCGCCACCAGCAAGUUCUUUGUGAGGCUGGACCAUAUCAGGAAGUGCUUCACCCAGAAGGGAGGAAUAUUUGUGCUGGAGGAGUACAAUCCCAAGACUCGGCACGUCAUCCAGCGGAAAUACAAGUCGGCGAUGGCGGACCAGAUCUGCUACGCUGUGCUGUGUGUGUUCUCCUACGUGGCCGCCGGCAGCGAGCAGAAGAAAAUGGAGGUGGCGCAGGAGCACGCCAAGAUGGCUGCUGCUGCUGCUGCUGCUGCCGCGGCCGCUGCAGCCGCCCACCGGAAGCAAUGACACAGCAGCAAGUAGAGUGUCGGCAAGGAUGCUCUGUUGUAGGAAAAGUUCUGAUUGGACUCCCAUAAUCAAACAGUGAUGCAUCACCACAACACCCACAGCAUGUAACAGCCACCACAGACAGACUCAUAGCUACAUCCCUACAGACACACAUUACAAAAUCAGUCAAUCAGAAUCUUAGGGAACUAAUUGUUGCUUAAAACCACUAUGAUCAAAAUGCAAUAAGUAACGUUAUGGCAUCAAAAAUUAUUUUCAAAGUGCAAAUCCAAUCUAAGAUUUGUUUCCACUUCAGACAAAUAUAUUUUUACUCCAUGUGUGUUACCACUAUAGGAAAAUACACAACAGUUUCUGUAGCACAGCAUGCACUGAUUGUGAACUUGGCAUUAGAAGUCUUCUCAUUCAGUAAGACAAUGUGAGCUCUAGUUCCUUAUAACCUCCAUAACUACAGGACAGCUUGGAGUAUUGCAGCAAGGCCACAGUGCUGGCUGGGGGAGGCUGGAGAACAUGAGAAUUAACUGAGCCACAGAACUGAGAGAGAGAGAGGAAAGCCAAUGUAAUCCCAUGUUAGAGUUCUAUAUAAUUGCUUCACUAAAUGGAGAAGUUACUAAUUACAGAGUAGUGCUAUUAUAGUGGAGGUGAAGGUAAAUAGAUAUGAUGAAGCACUUGCAUGACAUAAAUGAAGUGGCAUCAUUGAAUAAGGACGUGCAAGGCUGUAAUUGAUAAAAGAUGAGACAGAUGAGAGAAACUGAAGAACCAAGACAUGAAGGAUAACAAUGAGGAAAACUAAUGAUGUGCAGCUGCUAUUGAUGCAGACGCCUUUGAAACAGUAAAUGAAAAACAACAUUCCGUGGGUUUGAGGGGGAAAAACGCCCCAAGAAAAUGCAGAGAAAAAAAACAGAUGUCACCCAUACACUGAAGGAAGCAAAAUGAACAAACAGUGACAUUGAGAAAAGGUGUGUGUGUGUGUGUGUGUGUGUGCGUUGGUUCUUGUUACUGAACUGGUAUAAUCGAGACGUUUUAAAUCCUAUCACACACUCCAUCGCUAAAUGUGACCUACGUACGGUAAACCAUUAUUUUCCUUAGACACUGGUAUGGUACUGGUGCUAUACUGACGACGGUAGUAUUACAGUGUAGAAUACUUAAUAAUUUUUAAAGAGACGUAUGUUGUAAAUGUUCGGCAGUGUAAAUUACUGUACAUUGUGUAGAUAUUUUGCAUAUUGUUACUGUAUGUCGGUGUGCGUGUGAAGACCACAUGUGUCGGUGUCUUGUUGAUGGCUUGGGUCUCCUCUCGGUGUUACUAGUGACCAGUGCCUCUCACACAGUAAUAAACUCCUACCCGUAGAUCUCUCCCUAACGACACACAGUUCUCCUAGGUUAGGUUCGUAGGCAGAGAAUCAUACAUACAUACAUACAUACAUUCAUUGCUACUCCUAGAAACAAAGUACGUUACAUGCUACAUCCCUAAUGAUUGCAAUAUAGUCGGUGGUACUUUAGUGUCUCUCAAGGUAUCUUAUUAGUUGUCCACACACUGUCCGCACGAUACUCUCAGUGCCAGAAACAAUAGAGUCAACUCAUCCGUAAAUCUCACACCGAGGAGACGUUCACCCGAUCAGAGGAAUCCGGACGCCGCGUACCAUAGCCCAUUCAAAGCCGUGACUGUGCCGUGAAUUUAUUAUCCCUAAAAAGCAAUGAUGAAAGUGCCGUUAUGCUUCGAGGCAGUGUGGCGAGGAGGUGUCAUUCACAUAUCACACCUGGGCAUAGUCUUACGUAUUUAUUUUUUUGCCACGUGGAUGCUGAGAGCUUUCGAACAGACAGACAGACAGACAGACAGACAUAUUAGAGGACAGUAACACUCCAUCUACUAAAAAAUUAAAAUCGACGAAUCUCGUGAAGUCCCCAAAAUUAGGCAAAUGUGACACAGUAUUAAAAGAAGCUAAAUUAAGUCUGUAUCGGGGAAGGGAGAUGAUGUAAUAUUUUCUUCAUGACAAAAAGGAUUUAAAAUAGGGAGGGAAAUCAGACCUAAAUUGUAUAAAAAAAGCUAAAUUCAGUCUGUGUCAGGAAAGAAAGGCGAUGUAAUAUUUUCUAGAGAACAAAAAAAGGGAGGGAAAUGGGUUUAAAUUCCUCUUGGUCUAAUCUGUCGAGGAGAGUAUUGCGACACUUGAAAUAUGGAGGGAAAUAGGGUUUAAAUUCCGCUCGAUCUAAUCCGUUGAGGAGAGGAUCGUGACAUAUCCAUUUCGUACCAUUCGCUUAGUUGUCAUCGUCCAGGAAUCCAACACGUCGCCUCUCCACACCACCAGGCUGUGACUUCCACUCUGCUCUGUUCUGUUCUGCCUCAUGGUCGGCAAAAAGCUCUGCCUGGGUGAGGAGGAGGAGGAGGAGGAGGAGGGUCCGUUUGUGUUAUCCUUUAAGCUGUUGAAUCUUGAUAUAUUUUAUAAGUGGCCAAGAUUAUGAUUUUUGUUGGGUUUGGGACUUUAGUGGAUAACCUCAGCUUGUGAGAGGAAAGGCUCUGUGCUGCACAUGUUAGGGAGUUGGUGAUACUGUACGGAUAUGUAGCUUUGGCCGAGGCUUGAAGAGAUAUCAGUAUUACAUAUAGAAGAGACGUUCCUAUGACAAGGUGUAAGUAAUUCAGGAUAAGCUUAAAAGGAUGUUCAGAAAAAUUCACCUCAUCUUUAGUCAGUGGGGGAGACAGUUAAAGGAAAAAUAUUUUCCAUAAAAUGAAAAUAUCUUUGUUCCUGAAAAGUUUUCCUAAACAAUAAGAUAUUACAUUCAAGCCUUAUUCAGAAUAAUUUUUGAGGAUGAGUGCAGUUGGUGAGUGGGUUCCUUCUAAACCCACAACAUGGAGAAAGAUGUUUAUUGGCAAAUAACUAUGAAUUAUCUAAUUGAAGCUUGCAAUACAUAAUCCAAAGUCCGUGCCUAGCCACAUGUAGUCUGAUGGUGUGUGGCUGCUCACCAACUCACGAGGGAUCGGUCUGCGCCACCAGGACUUCUCACGUGUCACAAGUGGAGUGUUCAUAAAGAGUCAGCCUGAAGGCCUAAGAAUAUUGUAAUGUUUCCCUCGGAGUCUACUGGAAUUAAAUUAUUGAAUCCUAAAAAAAAUCCUAAUUAAUCUUAUGUAUUCAUUAAUGAUACUUAGAUUUUUAUUUAUUUAUUUUUUAUUUAUUGGCAAAUGAGGAAGAAGAAGAUAUGUCACCUCACGUAGUCCUUCCUUGAAUCACUUCUUCAGGACGGUAGUCAGUGUUUGUAGUUCACCUUAACAACAGUCUCGCAGUUGUAUGUGAAACUGAACAAUAAUGUAUUUCAAUGCAUCAUUUCCUCCUGCAUAAUAAUUAUCUCAAAGUGAAACACUCCUGUAAAAUGAACUGAGAACAUUUAGUAGCAUUUCCUUUCAGUGUGUGUACCACGAAGCAUUUACACAACCCCUCCUGUAGUGACCCCAGUAACUAUUGUCUCAUUCGGGACAGAACCUGAGCAUGGAGAAAGGAAAUAAGGAGCAGUGAGAAGGAUGGGGAAUAGGUGUGAGCAAGGAGGAAGAAACUAAAGGAGCAAAGAUGAGGAUGUUGAACAGGUGUGAGCAAGGAGGAAGAAAUUAAAGGAGCAGAGAUAAGGUUGGUGAACAGGUGUGAGGAAGGAGGAAGGAGAGGAAAAGAAUAGUGAGGAAAUGGAGCAGUAAUAUAAGUUCAAGAAAAGGAGUAUAUAGCAGGAAUGUAAUAAGAAUGAUAGAGAGAUUAGAAAAGACAGAAUAGAGAGAGUAGAGCAAGGCAGUUGAGUUAAGAUAAGUAAUUCAAGAGGAUAAAAGGAAGAGGAGGAGGAUUAAGUUAAAAAUGGAAAGUAUAUGAAAAUGUAAGCAAGGCUAGUUUAGUAUGUAUAAGUAUAAUUUAAAAAAGGAGGAGGAAGGGGAAGAAAAGACUUAAAAAUGGAAAGAAAAUUGUUUGAGUGUAAAGCAAUGAAAGUCAGAACAUUUAUACUCCUCUGUUUUUAAUCAGUGGAGUCUUGAAGGAUUUGCAACAUGGAUAAUGGAGUCGGUUUGUGCGCGAGUACGUACGUGAGGUCACUGCCUUUCUUCGUGUGUCUCGGAGGUUGGGAAGUGGACGGGUGGAUGCGUCUUUCUCCCUCUUUUGGUUUAUGUGAUCUUUUUUAUUGCUAUUAUUUUUUUACGGCAAAGGAAGCAGUUCGAGGGCAAAAUAACAUAAAGACAAAAAAGUUCGCUAAUCACUGCUGGCUGCGAUGAAUUACCAAGAUUAUUUUUGUACAUAUCUGACGACGAACUGUGAAGGGAAGCUCUGGUCGGAAGCGAAGCCUGGCGUACUCUUUCCCCAACUCUUGUGGAAACUCAGAAGGGAAAUGAACGUAAGGGGUUUAAAGCCUGUUGUAAUCUUUUCCUCUCCCUUGUGGAAAUUCUAAAAAGGGAGAUGAACUUAAAGGGUAUAAAGCCUGGCAUAUUCUUUUCAUAACUCGUGUGGAAACUCAUAAAAGGGAGAUGAACUUAAAGGGUAUAAAGCCUGGCAUAUUUUUUUCCUAACUCUUUUGGAAGCUCAGAAAGGAGAGAUGAGAGUAAGUGGGUUAAAGAUUAGAGGCUUCCUUUCGCUCAGGGUUUCUCCCCCUCAAAAAUGGGUAGUAUAUAUAUUUUUUAAAGGUUUUUGGUCCUAUUUAUCCAUCUUCUCAGAAAUCUUCAUAUCAUAUAAUACCUGUGUAAAAAUUAACCCUAUGUGAAAUUCAUCCCAGACUGUAACAUGUGUACUUGUGUAAAAAUUAACCCCAUGGAAAAUUUGGCCCAGACUGUAACAUGUGUACUUGUGUGAAAAUUAACCCCAUGGAAAAUUUGGCCCAGACUGUAACAUGUGUACUUGUGUGAAAAUUAACCCCAUGCAAAAUUUGGCCCAGACUGUAACAUGUGUACUUGUGUGAAAAUUAACCCCAUGCAAAAUUUGGCCCAGACUGUAACAUAUGUACUUGUGUGAAAAUUAACCCCAUGGAAAAUUUGGCCCAGACUGUAACAUAUAGACGUGUGAAAAUUAAACCCCAUGCAAAUUUGACCUGGACUAACAUAAUAUACUUGUGUGAAAAUUGAUCCCCUACAAAAUUUAACCUGGACUACAACCCCUUCAAUGAAAAAGUAGGAUUCACAUAAGACUUGCCACCCCCUCCAAAAAAAUAUAAAGUGUGGGUUAACAUUUAUAUUUUCGCAUAAGUAUAUUUGAUAAGCGUCACCCGGUUCAUCCAUUUUCAGCAUAGGCUUCACAUUUUUUCAAGCCUCAAAAUUCUUCCCGGCUUAGUGGAACGUCGUUGUGUUUCGAAGCGGAGACAACCCAGUGUUCCGUAGACGUGUGUGGCUUACGUGCCUUCAGCGGAGGGAGGGAGGGAGGGAGUAGAGGAGAGGAGGGAACCCACAUAGCAUACCCAGCAAGAACCAGCGUUUUCUGUAGGGAGUUAACCAGGUGUCGGCAUUUCUCUGGGGCAAGGGAAAGUGAAGUCAGUAGAAGCCAGGGACUCAGCUUAUCUACAGCAGUUUUAGGUUUUUUAAUACCAUGAUGCUCUUGUGAACAUCUGAAGAAUUAGAAGAAAAAUUUGUGCGGUCGAGAAAGUCAAAUUUGGCAGUUCUCUGGAGCAAGGAAAAAGAAAAUCAGUAGGACCCAGGAAUUCAAAUAUAUCUAAGCACUCAGGUUUUCCAGUGCCAUGAUGCUGUUGUGAAUAUCUGAAGAAUUAGAAGAAAAAUUUGUACGGUCGAGAAAGUCAAAUUUGGCAGUUCUCUGGAGCAAGGAAAAAGAAAAUCAGUAUCACCCAGGAACUCAAAUUUCAUAUCUAAACACUUUCAGGUUUUCCAGUGCCAUGAUGCUGUUGUCAAUAUCUGCAAAUUUAUAAGAAGAAAAGAAUAUUGGGGCAAGGAAGUGUAAUUUAAAUACUGGUGGCUCGUAUACCUGGUUAUUGCUUCAUUAUCUCCCUCGACUCAUUUUUAUUUAUUGUGAGGGCCAAAAAAACUAAGCCUCCAUCACAUUAAGCAUCGUAAACUUUAAUCUUUACACCUGUUCAAUCACACCGUCGGAGGAAGUACACAAUUUUGACUAAUAAACCCUUUUUUUUUUUCUAAGAUGAUUUAUCGGCUGGGUGUUAGUACGGUAAUUAUUCACUCCCGACUUUGUGUUAAAACUUGGAAAUGGAGAGAUGUGAUGUUGGUUGAGUACGAGACAUAUCCAAGACCUCGAGUGAGUGUAGGAUGCACCACCACAACCACAACCACAACCACUUUUGCUCUGGUUGGUUGACUGGUUGAAUGGUUGUUUGGCUGGGUGGCUGGCUAAUUGGGUGGCUGCAUGGUUGGUUGAUUGGCUGGUUAAUUGACUGGCUCCAUGUUUGGUUGACUGGCUGGCUGGCUAAUUGGGUGGCUACAUGGUUGGUUGACUGACUGGGUAACUGGCUGGCUGGUUAAUUGACUGGCUCCAUGGUUGGUUGUCUGGCUGGUUAACUGGCUGGCUGGUUAAUUGACUGUCUCCAUGGUUGGUUGUCUGGCUGGUUAACUGGCUGGCUAGUUAAUUGACUGUCUCCAUGGUUGGUUGUCUGGCUGGGUAACUGGGUGGUUGACUGGCUAACUGGAUAGCUGGUUGAAUGGUUGUUUGUCUGGUUGGGUAACUAACUGACUGGUUGAUUAUUUAUUGACUGAAGAACGCACCACAACCCCACCACAACCACUUAUGUUCUGGUUGAAUGGUUGGUUGAAUUGACUGGUUUGGGUGAUUAUGUAUUGACUGCGAGGGACGCGUGAUAGCAUGUCCUUGUACAGUUUCAUUCUAAGUAAGUUCAUCUCUCGAGCGUCACCAUUUUUCAAUCUUAUUUCUUUCCCUCUUUCCUAUGUUCAUCUUUCCUCUCAGCGGAUUGACCGAUUAUGAAUAUCUCUCUGUCUUGGAAGUUGGCGAGUCGGUAAAUUGUUUCCGUGAUAUGCAAACGAUGUGAUUUACCUGUCAUGUUAAUUAUUAGGUGUCAUGUAACAUAGCUUUCUACACAGUUAUCUCCAUGACAAGACUAUAAAUGAAAGAAGAGUUGAAAUGGACCAUAUCCUCCCCCCAAAAGUUUCUAUCUUAUGAAAAAUAAAGUUCAUGUACACUAAAGUUA
This is a messenger RNA of Eriocheir sinensis (Chinese mitten crab), 14983 nucleotides long. It is a transcript of the gene Rab3-GEF, whose product is annotated as MAP kinase-activating death domain protein-like. The transcript is spliced from 44 exons. Gene Ontology annotation, molecular function: guanyl-nucleotide exchange factor activity. NCBI's taxonomy places the organism in Eukaryota, Metazoa, Arthropoda, Malacostraca, Decapoda, Varunidae. Gene Ontology annotation, biological process: regulation of apoptotic process; regulation of Rab protein signal transduction. Bases 1964 to 7879 code for a protein of 1971 amino acids. The record is from RefSeq and is a predicted model, not a curated record. Gene Ontology annotation, cellular component: cytosol.